Messenger RNA from Ramularia collo-cygni, 360 nucleotides. RefSeq lists its product as uncharacterized. NCBI's taxonomy places the organism in Eukaryota, Fungi, Ascomycota, Dothideomycetes, Mycosphaerellales, Mycosphaerellaceae. The transcript has a single exon. The record is from RefSeq and is a predicted model, not a curated record. The coding region runs from base 1 to 360 and encodes 119 amino acids.
AUGCAGCCCGUAGUCACUCCUACGCCGUCUACCAAAAUCGAAGACCUAAGAAUCCCAGCCGGAAUUACAGAAUGGGAGGUUCUCAGCUAUUCUUUGUUCAUGAAGAAGCUACAAAAGCUCAAUCCUGGCGUGCAAUAUACACGUGCACUGGCCGAUGAGGCGUUGGAGAAGUCACUAAGAUCUGCAAUGCCCAAGUUCGUGUGGAAGGCUGUACAGUCCAUGCUUCACGGCGAGAACAAUUAUCACAAAGUUCGCAGCACAAAUAUUAGAAAGCUCGUUCACAAUUGGAGGAGGCUGCAGACUGAAUCGACUGCGUACUGGACUGAGUCUACCCAGAGCGGUGAUGGGACUUCCCAGUGA